AGUGUAAGCUGUCAGUCACCCUUGUAAACCCAACAACAACAAGAAGAAGCUCAAACCUCGGUUACAAUGCACACACUAUAUAUCACCAUUGGAGAUUAAAUAUGAGUAGUGUGAGGGUGGACGUACAGUGGUCGCCAGUUGCGGCUGACCAGUUCCUCACAUGGGGGUCUGACCUGCAGCUAUACCAAGUUCAAGACAUUGUCCCAAGUGAAACUGUGCAGUUGCCCCGUGUUGCAUUUUUUUUUUCAGAAGGUAAAUUAUGUGCCACAGCUAACACCAAAGCUGUGUAUGGAAUCUGCGCUGAUGUCCACAAUGAACAUCGCUUGGCUUCAUUUUCUGAGAAUCAGGUUUCUAUUUGGGAUUUAAGAAGCAUAGAACGACCAGUACUGUACCUUGAUGCAACAAAGCCCAUUACCAAAUUGUCAUGGUGUCCUUCAAGAGUUGGUUUGUUGGCUUCACUCAGUCGAGACAGUGCUGCAGUACGAAUAUAUGACAUUCUCCAUUACACUCACGGUGGAGAGGAUCAGGAGCCUGCAGUAAUUACUCGAUCUAUCAACACUGACUCGAGUACUUACAUAUCUGCUUUUUCAUGGCAUCCGACACACGAGAAUCGUAUUAUUACCGCUUCUUAUACAGGAAAACUUGUUGACUACAAUGUUCAUGAAAGAAUUACCCUCAACUGGUCGGCAACAAGUGCCCUGAUGUGGACUAAUGGCAAGAAGAUGCUCCAGCAGAUAGACUGCCAGCACCCUGUGUAUUCUCACUUCGAUGACAUCUCAAUUGCCAUUAUGACUCGGGCUCAAAAGAAAUAUGGAUUACAUGUGGAAAACUUAGCCACUAAUGGAGAAGUAACAGAUGAUGUGUCCCUGCGAAACUUGUGGACCUGGUUGGAUGCAGCCAGAAGUUUAGUCUUAACUGGCAAUUUCAAGCUACCUGGAGGAAUGCCUUACAGAUAUCAAGGUGUAUGUGAAAGAGUCAGGUGGUGUGAAAAUAAAGACAAUACAAUGUUUUAUAAUUCUUAUCCUAGGUGUGAGGAACGUAGUCGUGCCCUGGAGCUGUGCUCGUGGGGGUUUGAGAACGAGACAGUACUUAAUAGCUUCUUAUCACAGUUAGAAGCUACUGGAAAUCACACUCGAGCUGCAGCAGUUGCAGUUUUUAAUCAGCGUUUAAAACAAGCCAUACUGAUAUUACAAAGAGGAGCAUCUAGUAAGAAGUUGCCAGCUCUAAACUCAACAGCAAUGGCUCUCUCAGGUUUCACAGAGGAACGUAAAGGCUUGUGGAGAGAAACGUGUGUGAACCUACGUACCCAGUUAACAGAUCCUUAUCUUCGUGCAAUGUUUGCAUUCCUCACUGAUGAUGCGGAUUCAUAUGAUCCAGUACUAGGAGAAACUGAAAUGGCAAUUGAAGAUAGAGUGGCUUUUGCUUGCACAUACCUCAGUGAUGUACGUUUGAUGGAGUACUUAGAAAAGUUGAAUACACAGCUCACAGAGGAAGGCAACUUGGAUGGCAUCCUACUCUCAGGUCUUUGUUCAGAAGGAAUUGAUCUGUUGCAGCGUUAUGUAGAUCUUACUGGAGAUGUACAGACAGUGGCACUGGUCACUAUACACACCCUCCAGCAUGCUAUGACUAAAGAUUCUCGCCUUUCUCAUUGGGUCCAGAGUUUUUCAAAUUUUUUAAAAACCUUGCGUCUGUGGAAAGAGCGUGCUCAGUUGGAUGUUAUAAUGAAUGAUAACAACACCAUGCAGAGCGACCCACCUCAGCAUAUUUACAUCACAUGCAACUUUUGUAAGAAAGCAUUUCUGCAUACAUCCAAGCCCGGACGACCAAGAAAUCCAUAUGCUAGAUUUGGCACUGGAUCAGCAAAUAAAUCUAAGAUGCAAGCAUGUCCAAACUGUAGGAAGCCACUCCCUCGUUGUUCUCUUUGUCUGGUACACAUGGGAACACCUUCGGGGUGGGGAAGCUCAAUACCUAAAAGUUCUGGUGGUGAAGAUAAUGCAGAAGGUGACUCCAGUACUCCCACCUCAGACACUGCUGUGAGGAGGAGAAAGCUCAGUAACUUCACAUCAUGGUUUACCUGGUGCCAGACAUGCAGGCAUGGUGGACAUGCACAUCAUUUGAUGGAAUGGUUCAAGGAGCAUACAGAAUGUCCUGUCACCUCUUGCAACUGCAAGUGUAUGUCAUUAGAUACGGUAAAUAAAGUAGCAUCCUCCUCGGUGUCUGUCAUGGCCAAAUAGUCAUACCAUUCUCAUAUUGGUCAUGUAUGUUUUGGUGCUAAAUUUAAUUUAUGAAAUAUGUUGAUUUAUGAUUAUGACAAACUUAUUGGAAUAUUGUCUUUCAACAGCACAUAAAAAUAAAAAUAGUUGUGGUGCAUGGGAAGUGAGAGAUUUUAAAUUAAUGUAAAGAGUUAGGAGUAAUCAUUUUGUUUACCUUACCCAAGACAUGUUAAACAUUGCAGUAGACACCAGUUAAUUCACAGUUUUAAACUCCUGAACUCACCAUGUUUUAGACAAUCAUUAAUUAUACAGGUACUGUACUUAGACAUAUAUAAUGGAAAAGGGAUUAAGGUCCUGAAACAACCUUCAACUCUCUCUCCACACUAAAGAGAUCACUGUUGGGCCUAAGAAAACUAGUGAUUUUAUAUUACUUGAAUCUGUCUAGGAAACCUUUAAAAGAGGCAGUAAUUAUUCUGUGGCACAGAGGCCUGGUAGAUUUCAUUGUAUUUAUUCUACCUUUUAAAUGUUAAUCCACUGUAGAAAGGAAUUCUCAUAGCUUGUGUUUGUCCUCAAAGUAAUCAAAACCCUUUAAUUUUCUAAAUAACUGGGCUUCCUCACCUCUUUACUCUGUGUUAUUCCUCUUUGUUUGUUUUUUUCAAAUCUGUAUAGGUUUCCUUCUCUUUAUGUGGUUUUGUAUUGUGUGAAUUCACUUAGGUUCUGAUCCCAUUUCCACCAGGAAUUUUCUAUGUGUGAUAUAGAUCUUAUGCAGUCACCAAAGCCCAUCAUCACUUGAUUUUUUUUACACUGUAACUCCUGCCUUGGCGGGAGACAGUCGUUGAGUUGAAAAAAACUCUAAAUUUCUCAAAACUGGU
Molecule: messenger RNA, 3085 nt
Organism: Cherax quadricarinatus
Lineage: Eukaryota; Metazoa; Arthropoda; Malacostraca; Decapoda; Parastacidae
Source: RefSeq, a predicted model, not a curated record